Messenger RNA from Closterium sp. NIES-67, 1681 nucleotides. Lineage: Eukaryota; Viridiplantae; Streptophyta; Zygnematophyceae; Desmidiales; Closteriaceae. The record is from the annotation of a GenBank genome assembly.
CGACCAGCUGGGCCGACGUCAGCAACCAACAGAGCCAUGGACGGAAACCGUGACGUUUCCAUUCUGAGGCGCCACUUAGCUAAUUCCCGUUUGCUGUUCCACCCACAACCUGCACUAGUAAGCUCGGUUAGCCAGCACUUCAGUCGAAUCGAAACGCCAGAGCCAGAUUAGCGAUACCACGUCAGACUUGUCUGGCGGCCUGACGUGGAAUUGAGAGGCUGGCAUAGGGAUUGGCGCACACGGUAGCGGACCGCGGCAUGCAUGUCUGCUUCCCCCAAACUUCACCAGCUGCAGAGUGAAAUUCUCAAGAACAACUUCCUGGUCGCCUUCUCCAUGGUGCUCGGGAGACUUUCGAUUCCAGCCAGGAAUUUGAAGACGUUGGUUUGUCUUUAGGUAUGCCCUGACUCCUUGCCGUUACCCCAAGAUUAGCUCUUAGUUUUUGUACUUCCUACACUAAGCCGGAGAUUAGGUGCCUGAGGCUAGGGGUGCGAUGGUACUUUGCGGAUUCCCUACGUAUGUGAGCAAGACGUUGUGCAAGACCUAUCGCCGAAUACAAUCCGAAGUGGCUGCUGAAUGGCCACUGUUUAAGGAGAAGUGGACGAUAAUUGUCUCUGGUAUACUUUUUCAGUUUAUCCACGGGUUUUUAACUCGAACAGCUCAUUUCCUCCACGCUCCUCGCCCUCUGUUACACGAUGUUGGCUUCGAACUCGUCCCCGAGAUUGGUCCUGAAAAUUUCUUCAUCAGUGAAUACCUCUUCUUCGCUAUCUUCAUUCCUUGCUGCAUUUGGACAUUCCAUCCCUUCGUGUGCACUAAGAAGCAAUUUUACACCGUGCUACUGUGGUGCAAGGUUCUUACGGUUUUUGUGAUCUGCCAGACUCUUCGAGUGUUGUCCUUCACGGCAACGCAACUACCUGGUCCUGCACCUCAUUGUAGACAGGGAUCUCCCACCGCCAUCCUCAAGUACACUGGACUUCAUGAUGUACUGCACCUCAAUGCUAUGCAUGGGUGUGGUGACCUCAUCUUUUCCUCCCACAUGACAUUCAUCCUCACUGUUGUCAUCACCUACUCCCGAUAUGGAACCAAUCUCUUCUUCAAGCAUCUGUCAUGGUUACUGUCUGGAGUUAUGUCAGUCUUAAUAGUUGCUUCACGCAAGCAUUAUACGGUGGAUGUUGUCAUCGCAUGGUAUGUUGUACCCCUAGUCUAUUUCUUUGUCGAGCACAAGCUGGAGGACUGUGUUGGCCCACGAGACCUGCUUGAGCGUAGCCUUUGCGACAAGGUCCUACCACUCCAUGCCUCACCCUUCCACUUGUCAUCUCAAGUGCAAACUCCUUUCGAAGCUCGGAUCUCCAAGCACCAUGCUUAUAAUCCUGUUGACCAAGACUUUCUCGCACGAUGGACUCAUGGCCUGAAGAAAGUUCGGGAAGUGAUUCGUUUUCAAGCGGACAACUUGCCUGAUGAGGGACAUGAGCCAUUGAAAACCAAGCCAGUACUGGGGUUGGAGCUUUUAUGAGUGCAGCGGCGCUGAGCUGCUGAUUUUACUAACCUAGCAGCCGCUCACACUAACAGGGAGGCGAUAAUGUCUGUGGCAACGAGGUUUUUGUAACAAGUCAUGUAUGAUAGUAUGUGUUAAUGCAUGUGAUGGCCUUGUAAACCUCUAUUUAUGACAUACGAGUGUUAGUCU